This is a messenger RNA of Rotaria sp. Silwood2, 462 nucleotides long. Lineage: Eukaryota; Metazoa; Rotifera; Eurotatoria; Philodinida; Philodinidae. The record is from the annotation of a GenBank genome assembly.
AUGGCUAUUCAUGGAAUUUACACAUGGUUAAAAAAUCUUCAUCAACUUGAUUGGUCAUGGAUACAAGCAUGUGAACAUGAAGCUGCUAGAAAUCUUAAACAAGCAGCCUAUGAGUAUAAAUUAUUAUCAAAUGAACAUUUUAAAACUCUUUCAAUGUCUAAUGAAACAAAAGAUGAUAAGAUAUCAUCUGAACUUGUUUAUGAUUGUUAUUUAAGUCUUCAUCAAUGGCCAGAAUUAAUUGCAUGGAAUGAUACAUGUAUUAAAAUGCAAAUGGUAUUUUUACAAGAUGAUAAUGAUAAUUUAAGCAAAGCUAUGGAAACAACUAUUGAUAUAAAUGCUAUUCGUGCAAUGAGUUGUUUUGAAAAUCGAGAUUUUGAAGGUUUAAAAGCAGCUAUGAGAAAAAUGCCAAAUUCACAAGCAACUGGUGAAGACUUAAAUAACAAUCAUAAACCUAAUAAAUAA